Molecule: messenger RNA, 3516 nt
Organism: Syngnathus acus (greater pipefish)
Lineage: Eukaryota; Metazoa; Chordata; Actinopteri; Syngnathiformes; Syngnathidae
Gene: dr1
Product: down-regulator of transcription 1
Exons: 3
Coding region: 1289-1816 (175 amino acids)
Biological process (GO): positive regulation of transcription by RNA polymerase II; RNA polymerase II preinitiation complex assembly; negative regulation of transcription by RNA polymerase II
Cellular component (GO): negative cofactor 2 complex
Molecular function (GO): protein heterodimerization activity; TBP-class protein binding; general transcription initiation factor activity
Source: RefSeq, a predicted model, not a curated record
UGUACACAUGUGUUUUUGUUAGUGUAAAUAUGUUUUUGUUAUUGUAUAUAUGUUGUUUUGUGUUAUUCGGGCCAAUAAUUGCAAUUGCUAUACAGACACCAUAUCAUUUGUGUUAUAACAUGACGCAAAUGACUCCCCCCUAAAAAAAAAAAAAAAAAAAAAAAAUGGCCCCGCCCCCUCAAAAUGACCGCGCCCCAUCCAAAAAAAGGUGUCCUCUUUUUCAGAAACCCAAAUCUGGUCAAUCUACGAACACCCCCUGGUUAACUCCGACCACUCGGAAACUCAGAGUUGCUCAGAUUUGUCGCUCAAUCUAUAGAAUGGACGAACAAUAUAAAGCCACCAGCGGUCAUUUUACGCUGCCAAUUUGUGAACCUGACUAAUUUGAAAACAUUGGUUUCUCCUUGAUUUCUCCUUAAAUAUUGGCCCGCACCAUGUUGUCAGAACAAUCAAAAAUGAAACGUAAGCAAAGCCCAUAGGGACAAAUUGGCUGCAAAAUGUAAACCUGGCCACUGGAGGGCACAGUUCAUGAUACCGAGGUCAAACACUGAUGCAAAAAGUGACGUUGGUUCUUUGAGAUACUCUCGUGAACCCAUGCGGGGAUCCCAUCCUGAAAAGCGCACUGAUUAUUGUGUUUUCAGUGGGCAAAACAGUUGUCAGUAACAGUGUCAAAGUAAGACGGCUAUACUCUAGCUUUAGCCACGAGGGAUCUACGUCUUCUAUUUAGUAUUAGUAGCUUUAGGCUUGUGUCUGCGCAACUUCCCGUUUCCUGUCUUGUAUUUGUCAUAUCCGCACAAAUGUCGGAGGAGUACAUUUUGAAAGUAGUCAACGACAGACUCUGCCAGUUAUUCGACCUUUGACACGGUUAAUUGAUUAGUUUACUAUUAAACUCGCUAGCGACGUCCUUUAAUCGAUUUCCCGGUGGCACCGGCUCAACCGUGAGUUCCGUGUGAGCGAGCUGCUCCAUUGUUCGCCGGUCUGUCUUAGCUUAGCCUAGCUUUAGCCAUGCUCUCGGGCAGCGGCGCUGUUGUAAGUCUGCUGGACGCGUUCGGCUACUAAAACUCCUGUUUUUCGCUUCGUGGCUUGACGGAUUCCGCCCCUCCACCACGUCGAACCGCCGUCGUGAUAUUUGAUCGUUGACUCUUGUGCUGAUGUUGCGCGGAGCCGUUUCGCUCUCUGUGGCGGCGUCAGCGUAACCUCAGUUAGCCGCAGGGCGGGCGGCGCCAGAUUGGACAGAGGUUUAGGGACUUUGGCUUGUGGCUUAGUUGUGUUUGCUUGUUUUGUUCGUGCGAUGGCUUCGUCGUCCGGCACCGACGACGACCUGACCAUACCGCGCGCCGCUAUCAACAAGAUGAUCAAAGAGACGCUGCCCAACGUGCGCGUGGCCAAUGACGCGCGCGAGCUGGUGGUCAAUUGCUGCACCGAGUUCAUCCACCUCAUCUCUUCCGAGGCCAACGAGAUCUGCAACAAGUCCGACAAGAAGACUAUUUCCCCCGAGCACGUCAUCAACGCACUGGAGAGCCUGGGCUUUGCUUCCUACAUCACGGAGGUAAAGGACGUGCUGCAGGAGUGCAAGACGGUGGCCCUGAAGAGGAGGAAGGCCAGCUCCCGCCUGGAAAACCUCGGCAUCCCUGAGGAGGAGCUGCUCCGGCAACAGCAGGAGCUCUUCGCCAAGGCGCGGCAGCAGCAGGCCGAGCUGGCGCAGCAGGAGUGGCUGCAGAUGCAGCAGGCGGCGCAGCAGGCCCAGAUGGCAGCGGCGGCCAGCGCCACCCAGCAGGCCGGUUCCUCUCAGGACGAAGAUGAGGACGAAGACAUGUGAGAUGGGAAGGGGGGCAUACGGGGUGGGGGGCAGAUACCAGUGCAACAUGCCCUCGAGGAUGGACGGAAAGUGCGGGGGAAGACUUACUCGAAGACUUUGAUUUCCUGCCGCCUCUUUUUCAAAUUGUCUUACAUUGUGGAUGUUUGGAGACUUUUUCUCCCACCUGACAAAAACGUUGACGUGUCAGUAUUACUGAGUGCCGUCAGCCAAGAUGGCCACCGGCCUGACAUCUGGCAUGUUGUUGACGUGAUGUCAGGUGAGGAGGAUGCUUUGUGUCCACUUGCUCAUUCCACAAACUUCUUGAAGCAAUAAAUUCUUUCUCUUUUUUUACACCUCCACCGCUGCCACACACUCUCCCUUUUUCUUUGUGUGCUGGCUAAUCCAAACGUCCUGUCAAAGUGACUGCCAGGUCUUUUCAGAGCAGCCUAUCAGCAGCAGUCCGAGGUGGACUGAGAGGACGUGGAGCCCGGUUUAAGAUUUUGUUACGAUUGACAGGCUUGCAUCAACACAUUUGCUAUAUCCAAGCGUCUACGUUUAGGGCAGGGGUCGGCAACCCGCGGCUCAGAGCUGCAUGCGGCUCUUUAGCGCCGCCUUCGUGGCUCCCUGGAGACUUUUUUAAAAAGGUAUGAAAAUGGAAAAAGAUGAGAGGGAAAAUAUAUUUUCUAUUUUAGUAUAGUUUCUGUAGCAGGGGUAAACUCGAGAAAAACAUUCUCAACGUUUUCCAAUGCUGUAAAUUAUGUAGAAUACAUAUUAAAUUUCAAAAUAUCUGUCAACGGAGAUUUGCGUCAUAAGCUGCGACACACGUUUCUUGCAACUCGGUGUGUUGCAUCGAUGGUCGCUGUUGUAAAUAAACUGGUGGGUGUGUGAUGAGCGAUGGAUCCCAAAGGGAAAAAGAGAACGAUAGCUGAGGAGAACAGGAUUCAACAGUUCUUGGACCGAAUCAUUUGCUUUCAUUGCCAAUGCGGAAGAGUUGCCUACAUGUUUGUUCUGUGAUGAGAAGUUGUCAAACAACAAAAAGAGUAAUGUGGAAAUUUCCAGGGAAGGCAUGCUGCAUUUGCAGCCGAGUACCCAGCUGGGAGUGAGAAAAAAUGUGAUUGCAUUACUGCUGGAGAAAUUAGACCGCAAGGAUAGAUUUAAAAAGUGGAUUGCAUCUCCAAAUUCCACCACGACUACUACAGAUGAGAGCUUGCAGUCCUGCGUGAAGAUUACAGUUACAUUUUACAUGCCCGAUGUUGAGAAGCUGUCCAGUGAUGUCUGAAAACAUAAGUCACAUUAAAUGGGUAAGAACAAAAUCCUGUCAUACAUAUCGGCACAUAUUUUGUAUCAAAGGGCUGUUUUUAUAAAGUUAUUUCAGAUUUUGUUUUUGUCAAUAAAUAUUUGGAAUGACAGAAAUUUUACUGUGUUUAGUUGAUCCGAGAAUGGCUGCGUUGUAUUGUGCGUGUCAAAAGAGGAUGAUGCUGCAUUUCUUUCUUGCACUGACCUACUUGGCCUUUGCACAAAACCAAAGGGAAGGGGAUAAUGCACAGACAUUAAGUUAUUAUUUUAUAAUCAUUGCCUUUUUAAAGGGCUGCUGUUUUAUUGCACUCUGUUGCCCAAAUAAAGGGGGGGAUUUUAUUUCCAUGGGGAGUUCUGAAGUUGUUGGAAGCCUAUUGUGCACGUUCCAUUGUUGUUUUUUUCGAAUCCUCAAAGUAAAAAUGACA